GGAAUAGAGACGGGUGCCACUCUUGUUCAGUCUGGAGCUCCAUCUUCCUCCUCCAUGUCAGGAUAGACCUCCUUUGCUCUGCCGGUGCCUUCCCGGAGGAUGACAUUUGGCAAAAGGGAAUACCGAAUGCAAAGAAAUACAGCAAGAUGGUCCCAAAGCCUUCGGUCAACCAUGUGAAUGCAGCAGAAGUAAACCUUCAGGUAAAAGCCAAAGUAAAAGUGUUUGUUGACUUAGUGGUAUCCUUCCAACUGUACAUGUUGUGUGUAUGUAUUGUGGCUGGGGUUAUAUGGGUUAUGAAGUUGUUAUAACCUGCUUCUAUUCCACCUUGGAUUUGUCAUUAGUCUUAGUUAUGGGACUGAAUAACAAAUUACUAAAGCCUACCAUAGCAGUAGCACCAGUGAUGUAGUGGUAAAAAAAUAGGUGGGUAAAUGCUGAUCACCGUUCGCGGAGAAUAAAGUUACGCUCCCUAUACUUUCAAUGUAUUUUCCCGCAAAAGUGGAUAAACUCUCACGCAAAAUAAAAAAGGUGCGUAAACGGCGUUUACCUGCGUUUACCCUCCACUACACCACCAAGUAGCACCAAGUUACUACAACAGAACACAUUUCAGCCUCUACAAGUCUUAAAGGAUUAAAAUGCAUAACCAUCACUCAUGAUCCCUUUGUUUAGUUCUACUACAUUUCAAUAUUAUUCAAAUAUAGGUUAUUGCUUGUCAAAGAACAAUGGGGUCAAAGUAGUGUGGGGUCAAAAGGUGAAAUACUAUUGCCAAACUUCAACAGAAGUGUUCCUUUUAAGCAUAUUGUCUGCUGUAUUGGAUUCCAAAUUAAUGUUAUUAGGUCUAUUAGUGAUACGAUGGUAAUUUUAAAAUAUUUUUUUUUGCUCUCAUGACCGGCUGUCUUUCGUGGCUAAGGCCACCAGCCAAGAGUACAGAAAUACCUCAGCUAAGCUGCUUAUGAGGUCCUCCAGAAAAUAACUCUGCACUUUUCUACUUCCCCCACCCCUCCCUCUUCCCCACUGGCCCACAGACAGCCCUUUCCAGAAAUCACCUCUCCCCCCCCCUUCUUCUGGAUGAGAAGGGAAGACUUUGACAGGACACAUAGACACAGAAAAUACAAAAAAAAUGGCGGUCUUAAAGGUGACAUUCACCAAGACCACUCGAGGCAAGCUAGCCCAGGUGUUGUGGGUCCUCAACUGGAUCUCUGUGGUAACGGGCAUCAUCCUCUUCAGCCUGGGCCUCUUCCUGAAAGUGGAGAUCCAGAAACGGAAGGAGCUUAUGUCCGCUGAUGUCCAUUCCGUGCCCGACAUGCUCAUCGCCACAGGCCUGGUGGCCUGUGCCAUCAACUUUGUGGGAGGCAAGAUCUGCUACGAUUGCGUUGACACCACCAAGUUCCUGCGAUGGAAGCUGCUGAUGCUACCAUACAUUGUGUGCACCUUCUUCUUUACCUUCUGCAUCCUGGUGGGCGCGCUCAUGUGCUACAGCAUGCGUAACGAACUGGAGGAGUCACUGUUUCUGGGAUUGCGCAACGCCAUGCUCUACUACAAGGACACAGGCACUCCGGGACGAUGCUAUUUGAAGCGCACCGUGGAUUUGUUGCAGAUCCAAUUCCAGUGUUGCGGAAACGCCGGUUUCCGCGAUUGGUUCCAUGUCCAAUGGAUCAACAACCGCUGGUUGGACAUGACCGACAGUGAAGUAACAGAGUAAGUGCAAGGACUACAGUAUAUCACCAACAGGAGCACAGUCUACCCAGCCAUCAGGGCCACAGUCUACCCAGCCAACAGGGCUACAGUCUACCCAGCCAUCAGGGCCACAGUCUACCCUGUUGACAGGGCCAGAGUGCACCCAAAUUAUACAGUGUUCUUCCCAAAUGAUACACACUUUAUGUAAGAACUUAACUAACCUUGUUGAACUUAAUUCCAACCUCCAUUACUGUCAGAAUCUGUUGGGUACUUAAUCAAGUAAAUUGAACCUGUGAAUAACCACAACAAAAUGGGCCAUCUUUGUGCCUCGUAAGACUGACAAAAUACAUACUAACAAACUUAUAGUGAACAAUACUGGAAGCAGAUGCUACCUGCUUCCAAAACCAAUACACCAAUCCUCAUCCUUAAGCUGCUCAGUCAAACCAUUAAGCAGCAACAUUGUAUCGACUGAAAAGGGUGAGGUCAAAGGUUACGAGACAGAGAUUCAUUCUGUCGGGGUCAGGAGGUCACUUUGACAGGAAAUGACCUUGCCCGGCAGGUAUGUUGAAUAAUGCGUCUCUUUUAAUAUUAGGUCUUGUAUCCGAUAAUAUUUUGUCUCAUGAUUUUCAACUUGACAAUGAUGCAUUGUCAUACAAAACCCAAAGUAUUAGAGAUUUCACAAUUUCUGAUAUAUUGCAUAGUGACUUAAAUACAAACAAAUUUCAAGCAUAAGUAACAUUUAAAAUAGUGAUGGAAGUCCAUUCAUCUACCUUUACCAAACAGCCAACCUUCGUAAUGUUUACCUCCUGAGUAACCUUCUAGCCUAAUCUCCUAACCUUACAAGUAACCUCCUAAAGAGCGGGGCAAACAUAUGGCUCUUACCUGUCUCUGGUUUGGGAAGGGGCACACUAAGAUGGACAGUUUCCUUCAUUUAUUCAUUAAGGAUGCCAAUAUGAUGCUGGGGGUUAAUAGGUUGGGUUUAAAUGGAUGAGAAAAAGUAAAGCAUCAGUAAAGUCAUAGGUCUAUCCCACUGGGCACAGACGUCAAUUCAACGUUUAUUCCACUUUGGGUCAACGUAAUUUCAUUGAAAUGACGUGGAAACAACGUUGAUUCAACCAGUCUGUGCCCUGUGGGAUGUUUCUGCUUAGAUUCUUUAGCAAGAGAGAUUAUGCCAAAUAUGACUCAGCAUAAUGGCUUAAAAGACAUCUCUCUCUUUCUUUCUCUCUCUCCUGCAGUCAUUUGAGGAGUAACGUGGAUGGCAAGUACCUGAUGGAUGGGGUGCCUUUUAGCUGCUGUAACACAUUCUCUCCACGACCCUGCAUCCAGACACAGGUCACCAACAACUCCGCCCAUUACAACUAUGAUUGGAAGACGGAUGAGCGCAACCUGUGGACGAGGGGCUGCCGCCAGGUCCUGCUGGAUCAUUACACCAACAUCAUGCAGUCCAUCGGCUUUACCGUGCUCAUCAUCUGGUUGUUCGAGGUUGGUUUUACUUAUCCUAUGCUCGCUUCUUGUCCUUUACUUGGAAAAAGCCACUAUGGGUUGACAUACCCUUUAUUUUACAUUCAGUAUUUACUUUGACAUUACAUGGUACAUGAUGGUGAUAUAAUUAUGGGGUAGUUUGAGGAGAAUAUCAAUGUAUUAAGAAUUAGGUCAUUGCUGCCAUCACAUGAUAUAUUGGUUUAUGAUAACUAUAAUUGUGGAGAUGGGGUGCACCUAAUUAUUACAGGCCCGACAAAGGCCUUGUCGUAAUAGUUCAGGAGGACACCCAGAUAUUCCAGUCCAGUGACCUGACUGUGGCAGAGGAUAUUUCCCUGAGGGCAAUACAAUUGGUGUACCCCGUCUCCAGGGAGGUGCCACUCUCCCAAUUCCAAGACCAAAUUGGGCAGGGGUUGAUCACCUUAGAGAUAACAGUCACAAAAGACAGUACAGCCUCCGAGAAGGAACGCUACCCUAACGAGAGCCAUGGGAGGAGGCCGUCGUUGUCCGGUGGAGGGAGGCUGCCAUCCACCCCCUCCAUUUUAGGGCAGCGUGUCGGCAUCUCCUUCCAGGUGACAAGAGGCAAUUUGGUUUAAAGGCCAACGUCACAGAAAUAUCCCUGAGUGCGAUGGAGACCAACAAAGAAAUGGUGAUGGACUCCUACAAGAUUACAUUUACAUUUUAGUCACUCUUAUACAGAGCGAUUUACAGUUAGUGCAUUCAUCUUAAGGUAGAUGGUGAGGCAACUACAUAUCACAGUCAUAGAAAGUACAUUUUUCCUCAACAAACUACCUAUCAGCAAAGUCAGUGCUAGUAAGAAAAGUGUGAGUGUUAGUGCAAGAAAAGCAAUGUUGUUACUUAAAGGCAGGGGUGUCUGAGACAGAAAAAGGAAAAGAGAAAGGGGGAUACCUACAAUACCAGUCAAAAAUGUGGACACACCUCCUCAUUCAAGGGUUUGUCUUUCUUUUUACUAUUUUUUACAUUGUAGAAUAAUAGUGAAGACAUCAAAACUAUGAAAUAACACAUAUGGAAUCAUGUAGUAACCAAAAAAGUGUUAAACAAAUCAAAAUAUAUUUUAUAUUAAAGAUUCUUCAAUUAGCCACCCAUUGCCUUGAUGACAGCUUUGCACACUCUUGGCAUUCUCUCAACCAGCUUCAUGAGAUAGUCACCAGGAAUGCAUUUAAAUUAACAGGUGUGCCUUCUUAAAAGUUAAUUUGUGGAAUUUAUUUCCUUCUUAAUGCAUUUGAGGUAGGAGGAUAUACAGAAGAGAGUCCUAUUUGGCAAAAGACAAAGUCCAUAUUAUGGCAAGAACAGCUCAAAUAAGCAAAGAGAAACAGUCCAUCAAUACUUUAAGACAUGAAGGUCAGUCAAUGCGGAACAUUUAGAGAACUUUGAACGUUUCUUCAAGUGCAGUCGAAAGAACCAUCAAGCGCUAUGAUGAAACUGGCUCUCAUGAGGACCACCACAGGAAUGGAAGACCCAGAGUUACCUCUGCUGCAGAGGAUAAGUUAAUUAGAGUUACCAGCCUCAGAAAUUGCAGCCCAAAUAAUUGCUUUAAAUAGUUCAAGUAACAGACACAUCUCAACAUCAACUGUUCAGAGGAGACUGUGUGAAUCAGGCCCAUGGUCGAAUUGCUGCAAAGAAAACACUAAUAAAGGACACCAAUAACAAGAAGAGACUUGCUAGGGCCAAGAAACACGAGCAAUGGACAUUAGACCGGUGGAAAUGUGUCCUUUGGUCUGGUCUCCAAAUUGGAGAUUUUUGGUUCCAACCGCCGUGGCUUUGUGGGAUGUGGUGUGGGUGAACGGAUGAUCUCUGCAUGUAUAUUUCCCACUGUAAAGCAUGGAGCAGGAGGUGUUAUGGUGUGGGGGUGCUUUGCUGGUGACACUGUCUGUGAUUUAUUUAGAAUUCAAGGCACACUUAACCAGCAUGGCUACCACAGCAUUCUGCAGUGAUACGCCAUCCCAUCUGGUUUGGGUUUAGUGGGACUAUCAUUUGUUUUUCAACAGGACAAUGACCCAACACACCUCCAGGCUGUGUACGGGCUAUUUUACCAAGAAGGAGAGUGAUGGAGUGCUGCAUCAGAUGACCUGGCCUCCACAAUCCCCCAACCUCAACCCAAUUGAGAUGGUUUGGGAUGAGUCGGACGGCUGAGUGAAGGAAAAGCAGCCAACAAGUGCUCAGUAUAUGUGGGAACUCCUUCAAGACUGUUGGAAAAGCAUUCCAGGUGAAGCCGGUUGAGAGAAUGCCAAGAGUGUGCAUGGGUGGCUAUUUGAAGAAUCUCAAAUAUAAAAUAUAUUUUGAUUUGUUUAACACUUUCUUGGUUAAUACAUGUUUCCAUAUGUGUUAUUUCAUAGUUUUGAUGUCUUAACUAUUAUUCUACAAUGUAGAAAAUAGUAAAAAUAAAUAAGAAAAACCCUGGAAUGAGUAGGUGUGUCCAAACCUUUGACUGUUACUGUAGUCAGUUGUACAACUGAAUGCAUUCAACUGAAAAAUGUCUUCCACAUUUUACCCAAACCCUCUGAAUCAGAGGGGGCCCCAUUGAGUAAAGAGUUUUUUUUUUGGAGACGACUUAAUCAUAAAUCCUUUCAUCAAUAUUGAAACCAAGCACCUCAUAUUACUCUAGGUUGGGCAGAGUCAUGUUAUUUUAUGACAAAAACUUGAAUACUUGGCGCUGUCCUUGUUGCAAGCAAAGGAAUUAUUGUCUACACAAGUGCAUUGCAAAAAUGCAUUUGAUCCAGAUACAGUGAGGGAAAAAAGUAUUUGAUACCCUGCUGAUUUUGUACGUUUGCCCACUGACAAAGAAAUGAUCAGUCUAUAAUUUUAAUGGUAGGUUUAUUUGAACAGUGAGAGACAGAAUAACAACAAAAUAAUCCAGAAAAACGCAUGUCAAAAAUGUUAUAAAUUGAUUUGCAUUUUAAUGAGGGAAAUCAGUAUUUGACCCCCUCUCAAUCAGAAAGAUUUCUGGCUCCCAGGUGUCUUUUAUACAGGUAACGAGCUGAGAUUAGGAGCACACUCUUAAAGGGAGUGCUCCUAAUCUCAGUUUGUUACCUGUAUAAAAGACACCUGUCCACAGAAGCAAUCAAUCAAUCAGAUUCCAAACUCUCUACCAUGGCCAAGACCAAAGAGCUCUCCAAGGAUGUCAGGGACAAGAUUGUAGACCUACACAAGGCUGGAAUGGGCUACAACACCAUCGCCAAGCAGCUUGGUGAGAAGGUGACAACAGUUGGUGCAAUUAUUCGCAAAUGGAAGAAACACAAAAGACUGUCAAUCUCCCUCGGCCUGGGGCUCCAUGCAAGAUCUCACCUCGUGGAGUAGCAAUGAUCAUGAGAAUGGUGAGGAAUCAGCCCAGAACUACCUAGGAGGAUCUUGUCAAUGAUCUCAAGGCAGCGGGGACCAUAGUCACCAAGAAAACAUUAGGUAACACACUACGCCGUGAAGGACUGAAAUCCUGCAGCACCCGCAAGGUCCCCCUGCUCAAGAAAGCACAUAUACAGGGCCGUCUGAAGUUUGCCAAUGAACAUCUGAAUGAUUCAGAGGAGAACUGGGUGAAAGUGUUGUGGUCAGAUGAGACCAAAAUCGAGCUCUUUGGCAACAACUCAACUCGGCGUGUUUGGAGGAGGAGGAAUGCUGCCUAUGACCCCAAGAACACCAUCCCCACCGUCAAACAUGGAGGUGGAAACAUUAUGCUUUGGGGGUGUUUUUCUGCUAAGGGGACAGGACAACUUCACAGCAUCAAAAGGACGAUGGACGGGGCCAUGUACCGUCAAAUCUUGGGUGAGAACCUCCUUCCCUCAGCCAGGGCAUUGAAAAUGGGUCGUGGAUGGGUAUUCCAGCAUGACAAUGACCCAAAACACACGGCCAAGGCAACAAAGGAGUGGCUCAAGAAGAAGCACAUUAAGGUCCUGGAGUGGCUAACCAGUCUCCAGACCUUAAUCCCAUAGAAAAUCUGUGGAGGGAGCUGAAGGUUCGAGUUGCCAAACGUCAGCCUCGAAACCUUAAUGACUUGGAGAAGAUCUGCAAAGAGGACUGGAACAAAAUCCCUCCUGAGAUGUGUGCAAACCUGGUGGCGAAGAAACGUCUGACCUCUGUGAUUGCCAACAAGGGUUUUGCCACCAAGUUCUAAGUCAUGUUUUGCAGAGGGGUCAAAUACUUAUUUCCCUCAUUAAAAUGCUUUUUUGACAUACGUUUUUUUCUGGAUUUUGUUGUUGUUAUUCUGUCUCUCACUGUUCAAAUACACCUACCAUUAAAAUUAUAGACUGAUCAUGUCUUUAUCAGUGGCCAAACGUACAAAAUCAGCAGGGGAUCAAAUACUUUUUUCACUCACUGUACAUGCUAAAGUUUUCAAUGAAGUUAUUAGCACAGACAAUUAAGUAUUUACCACCUGUACAGCAGAAGCUGUUCCAGAGGAUGAUGAGCAAAGUUCCUAAGAGAAUGUUCCUCUAUAUCCACCAAAAGGAAAGACACUGACUGGCUCAAAGGGUCUGCCUAAUCCUCUUCCCAAUGGAAGAGGAGGGGAGGAUACAGUAGUGCCCAGGGGCAUCUGGAGUGGGGACGCGGGGCAUUAUGCCACCGCUCUUCCUUUCUCAAGUGUCUAACCUGGCCUGGAGGAGUGGUGUCAGAGGGUUGUGGCCUCCCUCAAAAAGAAGCUGAUAAGCCCCACAGAACAUGGAGGGGGAGAAAAGGGAGGAGGCAGGAAAGCAGAGUAGAUGGCCAGUCAUUUUAGAAUAAAGUAGGAAAAUGGGAAUUCAGAUCUCUUUAUUAUAGGCUUUUCAAUAAUAAAGAAAUUAAGAAAUACCUACAGUGUAAUUCAACUUCCAUUUUCCUCCAAGUGGCUGAUCAUUUCCGUAUAUCAAUAAGGUUGUAUUUCUUUACAUAAUCUCUCGAACUGUGGAGCUACAAGGUAGUAACAAGGUAGAGUGACAUCUUUUUUCCUAUUUUCCCCAACAGCUAUGGGUUCUGACAGGCGUGCGCUAUCUCCAGACAGCUAUGGAGAACCUUCUACGGCAAGGUGACCCUGACUUGGAGUCUGACGGCUGGCUCCUGGAGAACAGCAUCGCCGAGACAGCCCGCUCUAACUUCAAAAUCAUCAAGAACCUGGGCAAGUGCUACCAGGUGGACGAUGAUCCUAACAUCGACGUUCCAAGUACGGCUCAGCAAGAGGUGCCCACUCGCCAGAUCCCUGUGGCUAGAUAGCACAGUGCAGCAUCCCUUGGCCACGGCUGAGGCACGCAAAUGGGCAUCAAGUCCCAUCAUCACCAGGUGUAAGCCUUUUGGAUGGCAUAUCUGUCACCAAAUUAAACGUACGACAGCUGUGAACUGAGGGAUCAAAGGUGAGAGGGAGUGUAACGGGAGUGCAGCAGUUCACCACAAAGACACAACAACAGGAUCAAGGACAGCCGAUAUAGAGCGUGCGAUGAAAAUGACCUGCUUUAUCACAUGAUAUUGCAGCACCUGCAUCAUCUAAACUGACAAAAGAGAUCUCAGUUGAAGAAUAUGAACUGGCUGCAACUCUGUCCUUGUGGCAUACUCAACUGUCUGGUGGGGCAUUCCAUUAAGCUGAAGGGGAGCAGGGCAAAGUGAAAUGAGGUCAAAUAAGUGUAAAACCCAGUUGUACAACCCCAUAGACAUUGCAGACAUGGUACAGUCUGAUUGCAAUAUAAUGUCAUAUAAUGGGCCACAUGUUAUGGGCAACAAUUAUGCCAAAAAAGUGAUGGACAUAAACUUUAACAAAUUGUAUAAAAGGAAAUGGAAACAGCAAAUUUGAAUUGCCUUCUACAGUUUCUUCAACUCAAUCUCCUGUGUAUAACUUUUGAAGAUGCAAGAAAGUAUUCACACUCCUUUACUUUUUCCACAUUUUGUU
Messenger RNA from Coregonus sp. 'balchen', 9016 nucleotides. NCBI's taxonomy places the organism in Eukaryota, Metazoa, Chordata, Actinopteri, Salmoniformes, Salmonidae. The record is from the annotation of a GenBank genome assembly.